UAGGGAAAGAGAGAGAGAGAGAGAGAGAGAGGGAAAGCACUGAAAGAUGAUUUCCACGAGUUCGCAACGCAAUCACGACGCAAUAUCGACGCUUGUCGGAUUAACCCGCAACGACGACUUCCCCUAGUGCAUCUAUCUAGUAAUUAACCGAGCACCGAGCAUGAUGCCGGGAAUCUCUCAAUUACCUGGUGUCCACUAAGCGAGAAAGAAGAAGAGAGAAAGCUGCAUUCGUUCGUUCAUUUUCGCGACAGUCCUACCACCAUUAUUAUCAUCCGUUCUCACACCAACAUCGACAUCAAAACUCGCCUCGCUUAAUUAUAUUUACGAUCGUAAUCAUCGAAAGGUGUCGUAUCAUAAAUAAGCGAAUUAAUUAGCGAGAGGAGGCUCUCGAAAUCUAGAAAUGAAGAAAAAGAAAAAUCGAGAAACGAGAAACACGUAACACAAUUUUCGUUUCUCUUCGCAACCUUUACUCUUCCAUCUUUUUAUCCGAUAGAGCGAUAUGGACGGUGUUGGAUAUUUUUAUAAUGAGCUGACAAUUUUCUCUAAAAUUAUGCAUUACCAAAAACUUUCCUUACCAGUCUGAAACGAAUGGAAUUAUGCAAUGGCCUCAUAGUCGAAAGUAUCGAUCGCCGGGACUUACGUCCGGUAAAUUUUUUUCUUUUUCGAGGCGCGAGCAAAAGUCGAAAUUGUGAUCACGAGUGUAACGUUCUACGAUUAACGAAAGAAAGGAAGGUUUUCGCACUUGUUCCCUUCUACCUAUCUCUUUCUCCCAACAUAGAGAAAUGAAAACGAAAUGCGUGAACGCUAUCAUUCGUCGAAACAGCGCGUGAAAUUGUAGCUUUACACGGAAGCGCGUUACACGUUAGCGCGUUUAAUUGAUUUACAUACGUAGACGACAGGUACAACCAGCUUGCAUUUCAAAUCCUUCCUGGACGGACCAUUCGCAUCUUUGCAAAUUCAUGCCCUAGAACGUACACACAUAUAUACAUACAUACAUACAUACAUCGAUAUAUCCAAUAACUAGAAGAAAGAAGGAAGGCGCGGCUUUGAGACGCAGCACGCGAACGCAGAAACGUUCACCGUUUCAGUGCCCGGAAACUUUCUUCCGAUCGAGAAUGGUGAUUACGCAAGCGGUCGAUCACUUGGAUCAGAAUUAUGUCCGGUAUCGUUUACGAGCACCGAGUGAGCGGCGAAAUUGCGAGCGUCAGUCUUUACCUUCUUUCUCCUAAUGAAAUAGAGAAAGAAAGAAAGAAAAAGAGAUCGAAGAGAGAGAGAGUAAGAGAGAGAGAGAGAGAGAAAGAGAGAGUGAGAGAGAGAGUGAUAAAAGAGAAACAUGCGUAUGAUAAGUUUUUUAGAUUCUAUUCACGAGAAAUUGAUCAUAAGUGGAAGAAAGAUUUCACACAAAUCGAUUCACGCGAUUCCUUAGCCCGUGGGAAAAUGUAGCUGAGAAGGCCGGACUAUUUUGCGAUUAUUAGUUCGCGUGCGUCACGAAGCGUAGCGUUCUAUGGUCCACCUUAAGACGUUCCGGGCACGACGCGUACGUUUUUCCGGGGAGUGGGUCCGUGCUAGCCACGGCGAAAGUGCUGCUGGUAUAUAUGCCGCUGAUUGCGACUAUGCAACUUCAGUGUGCACUACCGAAGUCUACCAUGAGCACUCCGCAGGCACUCGUUCUUCUCGUCCUCGUGGCAACGGCAACGUUAGCCACCGAGACGAAGAAGCCAUUAAAGAAGGAGGCCAUCGAUAGCAAGGACGCAAAGAGUAAGAGAGGAUUGGAAUUAAGUUUGGGUCAUGGCUUCGGCGACUUUGGCGGGCACGAAGGACUUGGCGGCGGAUUGGGAGGAGGUCAUGGAGGAGGCUUCGGAGGAGGCGGAUUGGGAGGAGGUCAUGGAGGAGGCUUUGGAGGAGGCGGAUUUGGCGGUGGCGGUGGUUUAGGAGGUGGCGGUGGAUUGGGAGGUGGCGGUGGACUGGGAGGUGGCGAUGGAGGACGCAUAAGUUCUAUAACGAUCCAUCGAGAGGUUCAAGUACCAGUACCUGCACCAUAUCCGGUCGAAAGGAAUGUACCGGUUCCGGUGGCGGUGCCAGUGAAGGUCCCGGUCGAUCGUCCUUAUCCCGUGCACGUGCCUAAACCUUACCCAGUGCCCGUGGAAAAGCAUAUUCCGGUGCCAGUUGAAAAACCGGUACCAGUGCCGUUCAAGAUUCCCGUAAAGGUGCCCGUCAAAGUACCAUACCCGGUGAGCGUACCUGUAAAGGUACCUUUCCCUGUACAAAAGGAAGUACCUUACCCGGUUAAGGUCCCCGUGGUCGUCAAAGAAUCUUAUCCAGUACUCGUCCAAGGAGGAGGAGGAGGAGGAGGAGGUGAUGGUGGUGGCUACGGUGGCGGCUAUGGUGGCGGCCAUGGCUACGGAGGAGGUGGCUUUGGAGGUCACGGCUUGGAGAUUUCCGAUUUUGGUGGAUUGCAUCAUCGACGAUGAUAUUCUUGACCAUGACCGUCGAGACCAGUCUACGCCAGCGAUUAUCAUCUUGUAUAUAAUUCUAGUAUUCCCUUCUUCCAAUUCCUUUUGCAUACCAACAGAUGCGCUAUUCCCUCUCUCUCUUUCUUUUUUUUUCUCUUUCUCUUUUUUUCUUUAUUUUUUUUAUACGCGGAAGUCUUUAGAUUAAUUGCGAAAUAAAAUAAAUUAUUUUAUACAGA
This is a messenger RNA of Vespa mandarinia (Asian giant hornet), 2689 nucleotides long. RefSeq lists its product as uncharacterized. The record is from RefSeq and is a predicted model, not a curated record. Lineage: Eukaryota; Metazoa; Arthropoda; Insecta; Hymenoptera; Vespidae.